UGCCCCGCAGCCACGCGGGACAAACGGGGCGAGAAACGCCUCCUCCGGGCGGCCGUCGAUGCCGAGGACGAGGCCGACCCGGGCGACCAGAGCGGCGCGGGCGAACCGCGCCAGCAACCGCCCGGGUCGGCCGGUCGCCGCCCACCCGGAGGACGGAGGCCCCGACCUCCGGCCGGAGGAGGAAGAGGAGGAGGAGGACCAGGAGACGACGCCCAAGCUCGCCACUAGGCGGCACUCCUCGGCCACGGGGAGAGGCGACGACCUGCCGAGGUUCGGGCGGACGCCGAUGCUGUCGACGCCGGCCGAGGACCCGCCCGCAAGGGCCUCCUCGGCGCCCCAUCUGCCCACCGCGAAGCCGCCGCCCAGGUCCAAGGUGUACCGGAAGGCUUCGCUGAAGACCGCCGACGUCGUCGACCUUCCCGACGCCACCUCGGGCCCCAGGUGGAACCCGGAGAGUGUACAUAUUACCUGCAACCCACUGUCCACCCCCUACCCGUACUCCACGCCCUGCCAGAAGGCCGCCCUGGGGCAGACCUCGGGCCCCGAGGCCCAGGAGGACGAGCCCCAGGCUCGCAGCUGCGGCAGCUUCCUGCCCAUCCUCGCCCUCAUCCCGCACUCGGUCGUCAGCUUCCAGUACCUCAGCCCGAAGAUGAAGUUCUCCUGGUGGCGCAACAAGAUCUCGUGAAGGCACGCCUAAACGACUGUCUGGCGACGAUUCGCGCUCCUUUCUUUCGUCCCGUUUGCCUUGCCCUACCCCGAAGUAGUACCCGAAUCGGUUGCCAGCCGGUCCGAUGGCGCCCCGAGAGAGGCGGGGACGCCCGGUCUCUUUGCUCGUAGACCCAACCGUCACACGUACGAGACCUUUUCACCGAUACUUCGUUUUAGGCCGAUACUUCGUUCUUGCGAUGGCGUCGCGCGAUGAUAGCCUAUCGGCGGUGCCGAUGUGGAGUCGCGAGGGACGCUUCCGUCGUACGGUUGCGGGGUGGUUUCCGUUGCGCGGAGGUUCGACGUUGUUCAACUUUUCUGCAAAGAUGGGCGAUGGUCAUGGGUAUGACUCGUUCGAGCGACGGAAUUAUUGUCGCAAGCACGUUGACUGACGCUGUAAUACCGAUUAAAUGUCGACCUGAGAUCGAUGUUUCGUUUGAGCGAUGGCAUCGCGUGACAGAGAGAAUAAGCGAUUCUGAAUUGCUGCAGAGAAUGAGUACCGUGGAACUUUCGUCAUUGUUGAGCUUCCCUUCGACGACGCGCGAUGGCGUUGCUUAUGUUUCUUUCAGUGACGAAAAUUCUGUCGCAAACACGUAGUUUGACGCUAAUACCGAUUAAAUGUCGACCUGAGAUCGAUGUUUCUUCCUUUCGACGUCAUCGCGUAACGGAGAGAAUAAGCGAUUCUGAAUUGCUGCAGAGAAUGAGUACCGUGGAACUUUCGUCAUUGUUAAGCUUUCCUGCGACGACGCGCGAUGGCGUUGCUUAUGUUUCAUCUGAGCGACGAAAAUUCUGUCGCAAACACGUAGUCUGACGCUAAAACUGAUCAAAUGUCGAUCUGAGAUCGAUGUUUCUUCCUUUCGACGGCAUCGCGUGACGGAGAGAAUGAGCGAUUCUGAAUUGCUGCAGAGAAAGAGUAGAGUGGAACUUCUAUCGCCGGAAGUGAUGAUUUUCAUCGCACAAUGGUUCGUCAUUGUUGAGCUUUCCUGCGACGACGCGCGAUGGCGUUGCUUAUGUUUCAUUUGAGCGACGAAAAUUCUGAAAUAAUCGGAAUGAAAUAUCGGCCUUAGAGAGGAGCGUCCGAACGUCCACCUCGUCGUCUUCCCGUUUGGUCUCGACGACUCUAGCGAGCGCCCACGGAAGUAAUUAGACCCUUCUCGCAUACCUCGCAUAACGUUAAAAAUUGGUCAAUCAAAUUCCACAGAAUUUAACACGAUGUGUUGGUCGAUCCCUUCGACCAAUUUGUAUGUCUACCAUUGCGCCCCUGUGACGCGAAAAGUGCGGCAAGCGUUAAGGCCUUCGCACAUACCUUGCGUAACGAUAACCAUGAACAUAACAAAUUGGCAAUCAAAUUUCAAAAAACUUACUAUGGUGUUCUUUGUCGACAACUUGAUUGACGGAUUAUGUGUACCGAUGUGCUACUGUUAACCCGAGGAAAGUGUGAAGGACUUAGUCAUUCGCACAUACCUCGCAUAUCUGUAACCAUAAGCACAACGAUAAGAACAGGCCAAUGAAAUUCCAAAAAAAUGCAAUACGGCGUCCUAUGUUAGCAAUGUGAUUUAUGGUUUCAUAUGUUUACUGUUGCGCUGCUGUUAACGCAAGGCAAGUGUGAAGGACUUAGUCAUUCACACAUAAUUCUAUAACGAUAAGAACGGGCCAUUGAGAUUAAAUAAAAUGUAAUAUGACGUCCCAUGUCAACAAUUUUAUUGAUAGAUUUUUAUAUUUACCAUUGCGCUAUUGUUAUCGCGAGGUAUAUGUGAUGAACUUAGUUCAUUCAAGCAUUCUUCGCAUAACAGUAACCAUAAGCAGAAUGGUAAAAACUGGCCAAUUAAAUUCCAAAAAAAUGUAAUAUGACGUCCCAUGUCAACAAUUUGAUUGAUUCAUUUUUAUCUUUAUCAUUGCACUAUCGUUAACGCGAGGUAUGUGUGAUGGGCUUUAUUACUCCUAUGGGAAUUCCUGUCAGUCGCCUUCUGGAAUGUCGAUCUCGAUAGAAAGAGAACUCCGGGGAGAAGUUUGGACGCCCGACUCGACUGCUAUCGCGAGGCGACACCUGAUUACAUAUAUAUACAUUUAUUAUACAUAUAUAUAUGUGCGUGUAAGGCAGGCUACACAUCAAAGAUGCCUACAAUAAGCACGCAGGAAGUGCUUCAGAAAGAAUUAAAUGAACAUAUAUACCUGUGUACAUCUACGGACGUAGAACAAGCGUUUAUUGUGCGAUGCAGUUUGCUGCGAGACAGACAGGACAAGUUUCAGCGUAUGCUGCAAAAAAUGUAAUUUAACAUUUUAUUGCUCUUAUUAACCAGUUAGCUGUUGCGACCUCUUUGAAAAACGUAUACCAGUCGAAAACAGCUAAGUGGUUAAGGAAGUUUAAGAAAAUUCGUCAGUUGAGUACCGACUUGAAGAUUACCUCAACAAAGGAGUUCUCAUCUUGAUGUCGUUGAUUAACAUCCCCCAGAGAGAAUUAAUUUUCUGCAGGGUGUCUUGCUUCGUUAAACUUCCUCCGACAAACCUUAACAAUUUGAAAUUAAUCAGUAAGAACGAAGCGUAUCCUUUUCAUGUAUUAAUUCUUCGGCAGGCUAACCUAACCUUAAGGUGAUGUGAAAGUGGCAUCGAAGAGGUUUUGUUUAUAAAAUUUUUGUCCCAAUUCGGUUUAC
This is a messenger RNA of Orussus abietinus, 3356 nucleotides long. RefSeq lists its product as uncharacterized. Bases 59 to 685 code for a protein of 208 amino acids. The transcript has a single exon. NCBI's taxonomy places the organism in Eukaryota, Metazoa, Arthropoda, Insecta, Hymenoptera, Orussidae. The record is from RefSeq and is a predicted model, not a curated record.